Messenger RNA from Cladophialophora yegresii CBS 114405, 1059 nucleotides. RefSeq lists its product as uncharacterized. Gene Ontology annotation, molecular function: oxidoreductase activity. The transcript has a single exon. Lineage: Eukaryota; Fungi; Ascomycota; Eurotiomycetes; Chaetothyriales; Herpotrichiellaceae. The coding region runs from base 1 to 1059 and encodes 352 amino acids. The record is from RefSeq and is a predicted model, not a curated record.
AUGGCAGAAUUAAACAAACCGUAUCAACUGCGCCAGGUCCAGAGACCUGAUGCCUUGGGGCCAUUUGAUUUGUUGGUGAAGACGGUUGUUGCUUCGUUCUGUCACACAGAUCUGAUGGUUCUUGAGGGGCUGUUUCCCGUCAACUUGCCACUGACUGCAUCGCAUGAAGGGGCAGGCACUGUGGCGGCGGUAGGAUCCGCGGUGACAGAAUUCAAACUUGGCGACCGUGUAAUGAGCGGGCAGCUCUGCAAUCCUUGUGGACAGUGUGAAGACUGUCUCGGCCCCGACGACCAGAAACAAUACUGUACGAAUACCAGAGGAGCCAUAGGCGUCGGAGUCGAUGGCGCUUUUGCCGACUACCACGUCACAGACAGCAGAGCCGCAUGCCUGCUCCCGGAUGAAAUCAGCUUUGCCGAUGGGGCCUCGCUCGCGUGUGCGGGAAGAACUGUCUAUCGUGCCAUCAAGACGAGCGGAGUUCAGCCAGGCCGAUUCCUGGCUAUUGUGGGGGCGGGUGGUGGUCUCGGACAUUUGGGUAUCCAAUUUGCUCUCGCCAAAGGGAUCGAGGUAAUCGCGAUCGACGCUCGGGACGGGGCUUUGGAAUUGUGUAGGGAAGUCGGCGCCAAGCACGUCCUUGAUGCCCGAGCAGGCCAGGAGAGUGUCGUCGCUCAGGUGCGCAAAAUCACGGGUGGCCAUGGUGCUGACAGCACAAUCAAUUUGAGUGGUCACUCGGCAGCAUUGAUAUCCGCUUGUGCCGUCACGAGAAAUCACGGCACCAUGGUACAGGUAGCAGGUCCGGACGUGACGUCGAUUUCCAUCUUCGACCUGGUCUUUCGAGACAUCAGGGUCAAGGGUUCAAUGCUGGCUGGCCGUGACACUACUACUGAAAUGCUUGCCGAGUACGCGGAGCAUGACAUGAAGGUCCAGACCCACGUAGUAUAUGGAUUAGAUCAAGUGCCUGGGAUGGUCGAAAUUUUCAAGUCCGGAGCAGUGAAGGGGAAAGCGAUCUGUGUCGUAGAUAGAGGGGUAUUUGACCAAGACGACGCCGUCAGGACACGAUAA